AAUAAACCAAAGAAAAACCACUAAUGCUCACUCUAAAACCUCGCUCCCUCCGAUAUCCCUCACAAGUACAGUGCCGUUGUUCGUUUCAAAGCUCUCUCUCUUUCCGCGGUUAGCUCUUUCUUCUGUGCUGUGAUUCCAGGUCUUCGCUCGGAGCUUUUCGCGGUUUCUGUUCGCUUUUGCAACAUUUAAAGUAGUUGGCGAAAUUGCGAGGAAGUAUUCAUACAAUUAUUGAAUUGUCUUGGUUGGGUAGUUUUGAGAAGGAGCUGCAAAAUGAGAAUGGCAGUGGAACACACUAUUCAGAAUAACAUGAUCUGUCUUCACAGAUGCUCCUCAAUUCAAACGAUAACCCAACACCCUUUCUCAAGUUUCAGCUUUUCCCCCUUUCACAAGGUGACCAGCAUGCGUCAUGUUAAGUGCUGCCACAAUCCGCCCAGUUACAGGGCUGUUGAGAAUUUUGUUGAGCUAUGAUAGAUUUUCUUAGCACGGAAUGUAGGGAAAUAAGCAAGAAAGUGGGAAAAAAGGAACACCACUUGUGGAGGAAAAGAGACUCAAUUGGGUCUGGACAAAAGGCGCUCAAUCUUGUUCGAAUUGUUUCUGAGCUCCCUAAUGAGAAAGAGGCUGUCUAUGGAGCAUUAGAUAAGUGGACGGCUUGGGAAACUGAGUUCCCAUUGAUUGCUGCAGCAAAAGCUCUAAGAAUCUUAAGGAAGAGGAAUCAAUGGAAACGUGUAAUUCAAGUGGCUAAGUGGAUGUUGAGUAAAGGCCAAGGAGCUACGAUGGGAACAUAUGACACUCUUCUACUGGCAUUUGAUAUGGAUUGGAGGGUGGAUGAGGCUGAAUCAUUAUGGAACAUGAUUUUGCAUACACAUACACGCUCCAUUUCCAAGCAGUUGUUUUCUAGAAUGAUUUCCUUGUAUGAUCAUCAUGACAUGCGAGAUAAAGUAAUUGAGGUAUUUGCUGACAUGGAGGAGUUGGGUGUGAAACCAGAUGAAGAUACAGUAAGGAGAGUGGCAUGUGCAUUCCAGACACUAGGCCAAGAAGAUAAGCAGAAACUGGUUCUCAAAAAAUAUCAAUGCAAAUGGAAGUACAUUCACUUUAACGGCGAACGGGUUAGAGUGAGAAGAGAUGCAUGGGAUGAAAAAUGCUAAUUGAACCACAAAUGAAAUGGGGGUUGAAUUUAAAUUUUCAGUAUUGAAGGCACAGCAUCUGAACUUUGCACAUGGGCUUCUUUGCUAGAUCUUAGAAACCGAGGAGGACAUCCAUGGAGAUUUCAUGGCUGUUGCUAUAGAGGUUUGAUCAACUCAAACUCCCUUUGUGGGUAAGGUAAAGCACCUACUAGCUAUUGUUGAAGCCUUAUCCUUGUUUGCUAACCUGGAGGUGGUUCUAAUGUAUUGUGUAGAUAUGUCCAUAAAUAUGUCAUCAUUUGCUGUAAAUUGUAGUUAGAAAGAAAAGAUAGUUUGGUAAUUAUAAAACAUGAGGCACUGGUAUCUUCAAAUUUCCUUUAGACUGUGUUGCGACAUUGGAUGAAUGUACUUUGGAAGUGAAAUGGAUUUACUGUAGUCUGAGGCCA
Molecule: messenger RNA, 1567 nt
Organism: Vitis vinifera (wine grape)
Lineage: Eukaryota; Viridiplantae; Streptophyta; Magnoliopsida; Vitales; Vitaceae
Product: pentatricopeptide repeat-containing protein At4g18975, chloroplastic
Exons: 7
Coding region: 465-1145 (226 amino acids)
Molecular function (GO): protein binding
Source: RefSeq, a predicted model, not a curated record